Emiliania huxleyi CCMP1516 is the source of this 1451-nucleotide messenger RNA. RefSeq lists its product as hypothetical. Gene Ontology annotation, molecular function: RNA binding; RNA helicase activity; ATP binding. Bases 42 to 1052 code for a protein of 336 amino acids. The transcript has 10 exons. The record is from RefSeq and is a predicted model, not a curated record. NCBI's taxonomy places the organism in Eukaryota, Haptophyta, Isochrysidales, Noelaerhabdaceae.
CGUCACAGGACCACCGACCGCACCAACUCCAUCCACGAAUCAUGGCGGACGCGGAGCUCAACGACGACGACCUUGUCGAUUACGAGGAGGAGGAGGCUGAGGAGACCAAGCCGCAAGAGGAAGUCAAGAAGGGCGGCACCUACUCUGGCAUCCACGCCUCCGGCUUCCGCGACUUUCUGCUCAAGCCCGAGCUGCUGCGCGCCGUCGUCGACUGCGGCUUCGAGCACCCCUCCGAAGUGCAGCACGAGUGCAUCCCGCAGGCCAUCCUCGGCAUGGACGUGAUCUGCCAGGCCAAGUCGGGCAUGGGCAAGACGGCCGUGUUCGUGCUCGCGACGCUCCACCAGCUGGAGGCCAAGGAGAACACCGUCUGCUGUCUCGUCCUCUGCCAUGCGCGCGAGCUCGCGUACCAGAUCUGCAACGAGUUCGAGCGCUUCUCGCGCUACUUGCCCGACGUGAUGAUGUUCUCCGCCACCCUCUCGACGGACAUGCGCGCCGUCUGCAAGAAGUUCAUGCAGGACCCGAUGGAGAUCUACGUCGACGACUCCAAGCUGACGCUGCACGGCCUGCAGCAGCACUACGUCAAGCUCGCCGAGAACGAGAAGAACCGAAAGCUCAAUGAGCUCCUCGACGCGCUCGAGUUCAACCAGGCGCCAAGCCAGCGGCUCUUCGUCAAGUCCGUCUCGCGGGCGAACGCGCUCGACAAGCUGCUGCAGGAGUGCAACUUCCCGUCGGUGGCCAUCCACGGGUCGAUGAAGCAGGAGGAGCGCAUCAAGCUCUACCAAAACUUCAAGGACUUCAAGCACCGCAUCCUCGUCUCGACCGACAUCUGGGGCCGCGGCAUCGACAUCGAGCGGGUCAACAUCGUCGUCAACUACGACAUGCCCGACUCGUCGGACACCUACCUGCACCGCGUCGGCCGCGCGGGCCGCUUCGGCACAAAGGGCCUCGCGAUCACCUUCGCCUCCACCGACGAGGACGCGAAGAUCCUCGAGGACGUGUCCAUCACGCAGCUGCCAGAGACGAUCGACGUCACCUCCUACAUGACCGCAUGAGCCCUGUUAAUCUCCGCGCGCGCACACAGCGCACGCCCUGCGCGCCUCGCGCCGCCGAGAAACGUGUGCGUUCCGGCGGCGGUCGGGCGGGCGAUCUACCGGGAGGGCGGACGCGCUGUGUGGGGGGCGACACGUCCCCGGAGGAGCCGCGCUCGCUGCGACACCUCAAGAGUGAGCCGUGUGUUUGUGUUCUGCGAGGGCGGGCGCUUCUUUUUGCGUAAUGUCUGUUUUCGUAUAUAUUGUGGGUUAUAUACGGUGACGCGGUGUGUCUUUGUGUGUCGUGUGUGAGACAGUCUGAGUCUCCCGCGUCCCGGGCUCCCACGCACCUCGGUCCUCGCACCUCGCACGGCGUGUGAGGUGUGUGUACUCUGUACACACCGCGCAGAUCACAGUGUAAAG